Hypoxylon fragiforme is the source of this 2111-nucleotide messenger RNA. RefSeq names its product FMN-linked oxidoreductase. Bases 204 to 1949 code for a protein of 581 amino acids. The record is from RefSeq and is a predicted model, not a curated record. Lineage: Eukaryota; Fungi; Ascomycota; Sordariomycetes; Xylariales; Hypoxylaceae. Gene Ontology annotation, molecular function: flavin adenine dinucleotide binding; tRNA dihydrouridine synthase activity. Gene Ontology annotation, biological process: tRNA processing. The transcript is spliced from 2 exons.
GUUGUACAACCCCACCACGUGCAAGCCGCCGCAAGUUCAAACUCAAUAGAAGGCACUUACUCUAAUUUGUGAUUAUUUUCAUUUCUGAAAUAUAAACGCUUUUGAUCAAGGUUGCCAUCGUGGAGGUCAUAAGGAGAGCACUUCCGCGUCGGUGGAAUACUGUCGGCUUCAUCCAGAAAUUACUUGCUACAAAACCUGUCGCAAUGGCUUCUAGUCCGAGUGCAACCGAUACAAAGCUGGGGAAACCCAAGCUGCAUGGAAGGGCAUUCUACGACAGCAUAGGUAGUCCCAAGUUUGUUCUUGCGCCUAUGGUUGACCAGUCUGAGUUCGCCUGGCGCAUGCUCACUCGAUCGUUCCUCACCCCAGCCGAGAACGCGAAACUCCUAGCUUAUACUCCCAUGCUGCAUGCUAGACUAUAUGAAGAGACGAUAAAAUAUAGAAACUCGCAUUUCGAGCCGAUCCAGCCUCCUACCGAUUCCAAGUCACCGAGCCCCGCGCCCUCACCGUCAGAUUUAGAGCAGUCCCAACCCGUACCAUUCCUUGACGGCAAUCCGGCCUUCGACCGACCUCUCUUCGUACAAUUCUGCGCCAAUGAUCCUGAACGUUUGUUAGGUGCAGCGAAGCUAGUAGCGCCAUAUUGUGACGCCGUCGACUUGAAUUUGGGAUGCCCCCAAGGAAUUGCGCGUCGAGGCCACUAUGGCGCAUUCCUACAGGACGACCAAGAGCUUGUAUACAAUUUAAUCAACAAUCUACACAAGAAUCUUUCUGUACCUGUCACAGCUAAGAUCCGCAUAUUGGAUACUAAAGAAGAAACUCUGGCGUAUGCGAAGAAUGUGUUGGCCGCCGGUGCCAGUAUCAUUACUGUGCAUGGAAGGAGGCGAGAACAGAAAGGGCAUAUUACGGGCGUCGCGGACUGGGAGUACUUGCGCUACUUGAGAGAAAACCUACCAAAAGAUACGGUCAUUUUUGCCAAUGGCAACGUGCUCCAGCACGACGAUAUAGAGCAAUGUCUCGAGGCAACUGGCGCUGAUGCUGUUAUGAGUGCGGAGGGCAACCUGAGUGACCCAGCUAUCUUUGCGAAAUUACCACCACCGGGACAAGAAGGGAGAGAGUACUGGCGCGGCAAGGAUGGCAAAGGUGGCUAUCGAAUAGACGCCGUGUUCAGACGUUAUAUGGAUAUCAUACACAAACACGUCCUACGGCACGACCCACCAGUUCGGAGGCCAUUGUUCGUUGUCGGCGAUGACGAAAGCUUUAUUGCUGAAGGACGAGCGAGAGAUGCAGAACAAGAAGAACCUGCACGCAAGAAGCGGAGGAAGGACGGUGGUGGCAAAAACGAGAAGUGCACCUCACCAAAUUUACUCGCAAUGCGGCCACAUCUCUUCCAUCUCCUUAGGCAUUUCAUAUCAAAGCACACAGAUGUACGUGACCUCCUCGCGAAGUGUCAUGCUGGUGACGUCUCCACGAUCGAGAAGAUUCUCGAGGUGGUGGAGCGGCACGUAGCGGAGGGGCUUAUCGAGUACGAGAAGACUGGGGACAAAAGCAUCGAAGAACCGGAGCCCAAGCCCAAACCCAUACCCGAGUCCCAGAUAGAAGGCAAAUUGGCGGUAGAAUCUGAAAACACAGAAGACCCAGAAAGCUCAGUAGCGACAGUCAAGAAGUGCAAGAGGCCAUUCUGGAUCGCGCAGCCGAUAGUUAGGCCGUUACCCAAGGAAGCCCUUGCGAAUGGGAGCAUUACAUUAAAGAAGAAGGAGUUGGAUAAGCAGGAAGCACCAGAGGCACUGAAAGCCAAAGUUGAGGUUGACAAGGAUGUCGCCGAUGGGCAGAAGACCAAUGGCCGGAGACCGGAAGAGGAGUUACCGAAACCGGACGGCGUGGAGAGUACUAAAGAGCCGGGCAUGGACCCGAAGAAACCGGCGCUUACGGCCGAUGAGCUUAUUUGUGGGUAGAAAAGUAUAAGGACGGGACGGGACGGGACGGAAUCAGGGUAGACAAGGUUAGAGAAAAAUCUCAACGAAGGACAAUCUAAGUUAUUAUUAUGAUACAUGAUAUAGUAUCAUACAGUGACAUACACACAACGCAUAGAAAUACACGCUCAAAGUAGAAGCCAA